Molecule: messenger RNA, 2181 nt
Organism: Aspergillus novofumigatus IBT 16806
Lineage: Eukaryota; Fungi; Ascomycota; Eurotiomycetes; Eurotiales; Aspergillaceae
Gene: erg12
Product: mevalonate kinase
Exons: 1
Coding region: 192-1799 (535 amino acids)
Biological process (GO): isoprenoid biosynthetic process; ergosterol biosynthetic process
Cellular component (GO): cytoplasm
Molecular function (GO): ATP binding; mevalonate kinase activity
Source: RefSeq, a predicted model, not a curated record
CUGCUCUCGUUAUUUCUUACCCUCCCUUCGUUCUCAUUCUAAUCCAUUGGACUAAUUUCUCUACUAUUAUUAAUAUUUUUUUUUUACAUUGUGCACGCGAAGACUAUUCCAGUCGCUUAUCCCUUGUAAUUCUCUUUCGUCAUAAUCCUUCGUCUCGGGACCCCUUUCUCGUCGCAUCGCCGAUAGCUCGAAUGGGCAACCCCCGUGGACGCCGAACGAACGGCAGCAUCAAGACCAGCAAGGGUACCCAACGUGGUACAGUGUCCAACCUAUUAUCAGACCAACCCCUCGCGGCACGACCCAAGGUCUCGAUUGUCAGCAACGACGACAGCCAGGACAGUUCUGACGGCGGCGCAUCCACGACUCCUUCCACGACCGAAUCCACAGUGAAGACCGCUACGGACGCCACGAGAAGAAAUAUGUUGAGAAAGCCCUCAUCGCCAAUGGCUCCGGCCUUUAUGGUGUCUGCGCCAGGCAAGGUUAUCGUCUAUGGCGAGCAUGCUGUUGUCCACGGCAAGGCAGCCAUGGCUGCGGCCAUUUCCCUCCGGUCCUACCUUCUCGUCACGACGCUGUCCAAAUCGCAGAGGACAAUUACAAUGAAUUUUCGGGAUAUCGGUCUGGACCAUACGUGGAACAUUGACGAGCUGCCGUGGGACGUGUUCCACCAUCCGUCCAAAAAGAAGUUCUACUACGACCUGGUCACCUCCCUUGAUCCGGAACUCGUCGCCGCAAUCCAGCCCCACGCCGAUGCCGUGUCUCCAGAAAAACCAGAGGACGUGCGCAAGAUUCAUCGCCGAUCCGCGUCCGCGUUCCUUUACCUGUUCCUUUCCCUCGGGUCGCCGCAGAACCCCGGAGCGAUCUACACCCUCCGAUCCACCAUCCCCAUCGGCGCAGGUCUCGGCAGCAGCGCCAGCGUCUGCGUCUGUCUGAGCGCUGCGUUACUGCUCCAGAUUCGCACCCUGGCUGGUCCCCAUCCCGACCAACCUCCCGAUGAGGCGGAAGUGCAAAUCGAGCGCAUCAAUCGCUGGGCGUUUGUCGGGGAGAUGUGCACGCACGGGAACCCCAGUGGUGUGGACAACACGGUCUCCGCAGGCGGCAAGGCCGUGGUAUUCCGACGGGAGGACUACUCCCAGCCACCGACUGUCACUCCGCUCCUUAACUUCCCCGAACUACCUCUCUUACUCGUCGACACACGACAAUCCCGCUCAACCGCCGUCGAAGUGGCCAAGGUGGGCAAGCUGAAGGACGAUCACCCGGUCGUGACCGACUCCAUUCUGGAGGCGAUCGACCAGGUGACCCUAGCGGCGCAACAGAAGAUCCAGGAAAUCAGCACCAAUGGUAUCUCAGACCGGACGUUGGAAGACCUGGGUACGCUGAUCCGCAUCAACCACGGCUUCCUCGUAUCGCUCGGUGUCUCGCAUCCCCGCUUAGAGCGAAUCCGCGAGCUUGUCGACUACGCCGACAUUGGAUGGACAAAGUUGACCGGUGCUGGAGGCGGCGGGUGCGCAAUCACGCUUCUCCGUCCGGACAUCAAAGAGGAGGCUGUCCGCGAGCUCGAAGAGAAGCUUUCCACCGAAGGAUUCGUCAAGUACGAGACGACAUUGGGAGGCGACGGCAUCGGCGUUCUCUGGCCGGCCGUUCUUCGCAAUGGCACCGAUGAAGAAGGUGGCGAGGAGAUUGACCAGCAGAAGUUCGAGAACGCAGUAGGCCCCGAGGGCAUCGAGCGUCUCGUGGGCGUCGGCGUCCAGGAGAAGCGGGAAGGUUGGAAAUUCUGGAAACGGUCGCCUCGUUUCUCAUGAUGCCCUCGGACACUCUGCAUCCCUUUUUCUCCCUUUUCUAAAAUUUCGGCUUUCCCCCCAGUAUGCGUCAGAAGACCUUUUGCAUGAUAUGUCUUUCAUCAGCGCUUUUCUCUAACUGUUCUCAUUCAGCCAAUAUCUUUAUCUUCGUUCUUGUAUCAUAUUUCAGAACUCGUUAUGAUGGUGCCUGCUCUUUUCUUGCAUGGCGCUUCUUUUUUAUCGCUCGCUUCUUCCGCGCCAGUUUAUGUUUCAAGUCCUCCAUUUUUUAACCGUUGCGUAUGCUUGUUUGAGGUCGUCAUGGGAGCGUUAACGUCGAGGAUUGAGCGCCGAACGAACUUAUAUAUUUUAUACAACCAGAGUCCAGGGAAUCGCAUGAGAUAGCCAU